AUUAAGAUCCCUGUGCAUAUCUUGAAGAAAUCAAUUGAUAGAAUUGAUGCAGUAAAUGACAAUAAGUCGAUACAAAAUAUUGAAUAUCACCUUUACUUGUGGAAUUCCACCAAGACAUUAUUGAAGCCUCUGUGUAAGUCCUUGAUUAUAAAUUCGAAUCAGGUGUGGACAGGGAGGCAACAGGUGAACAUAAAGAAUGUCAAAGCCAACACUGUGAUUCAUAUUCGGUUUUUGUAGAAACUUGUAAAUGGAGGAUUUAUGCAUAUUGACAUUAGUCAACAAAUUAAACAGUACGUUCGACGAAGAUCAGUGACAAAUGAGACAGAGAAAGCAGAGUUGAGGCGAUAUAUAAGCCUUGAAGUUGAACUAGCAGACGAAAAUGAGCGAAAUAUAAGUCACAUAUCUAUAUGUGCAGUGUUAAGAAUACCCUCAAACGAGUUGGUAUCUCAGCUGUAUAUGCAGACAGCUACAGAAAUCAUGUACAAAUCCAUUCAGUCAAGUCCUUAUCCGCUAAUAACUCAGCAAAUGAUGAUACAAGUAUUGAAACAGAAAGAAAGUGGCCAUUUAGAUAGUACAGAGGAUAUAUUUAUGACGUGUAUGUCUACUUGUGUUGACGAUAGAGGAAAAAGAAGCUUUGACAUGGAAAUGAUCGAAUCUAGCCUACUGCAGGACCCACUGACACAGAAAAGGCUACAGCACCCAGUGAAAAGCAUAUAUUGCAAACAUAAAUCGUGUUUUGAUGCCUCUACAUUUUUUGAUCAUCAUGCAGACCUUCAGCUCUGGCACUGUCCUAUUUGCUUUGUUCAGAUAAAGCAUCUGGAGGUAUUUUGAAACAAUAUGACAAAGCUAUUCUUUUAAUAUAUACUUACCAUAAUGCAGGAACUAAGGAUGGAUUAUUUGACAAAACUAGAGAUUGAACAGCACCAUCAAGCGGAGCCAUUAUACAUCAUGAGGAACGACCUUGUAUUAACUGAAACGGGACUGUUUGCAUUUCAAAGAGAACCCCAUAACCAUCCGCUUGACACUCACGUUAAUAAGAGAUUAAAGACCCUGGCUCAUGUCCAGGCAACUUGAGCCUUCACAAAAUGUAACUUUUUAUAUAAGACUAAGUAAAUAAAAUAAUGGAUAGCGU
This is a messenger RNA of Rhizopus microsporus ATCC 52813, 1132 nucleotides long. RefSeq lists its product as uncharacterized. The record is from RefSeq and is a predicted model, not a curated record. NCBI's taxonomy places the organism in Eukaryota, Fungi, Mucoromycota, Mucoromycetes, Mucorales, Rhizopodaceae. The transcript is spliced from 2 exons. The coding region runs from base 259 to 831 and encodes 190 amino acids. Gene Ontology annotation, molecular function: zinc ion binding.